Hydatigera taeniaeformis is the source of this 717-nucleotide messenger RNA. The record is from the annotation of a GenBank genome assembly. NCBI's taxonomy places the organism in Eukaryota, Metazoa, Platyhelminthes, Cestoda, Cyclophyllidea, Taeniidae.
AUGAUGCUGUGUUUAAAGGAGGAACUUUUGUCCAAGGAAAAACCAUUUGGAGAUUUCCUAAAGGCCUUUAAUUCGCUAAAACUCGAAAGCGAUGAUGUUGCCAAGAGUGUCGAUGAGACCGGUGAUCUCAGCAAUGCUCCUGUUCGGAGUAUGUACCGAGAACAAUUAGAAUCGGCCAUUAAUAGGCUGGGCUUAACCAUGGAUGACUACCUACAAGCACAAUCGGUGUGGUCUGGGGAUGCAGCACCGGACGAGAAGGCGGAUGCCGAUGAAUCCACCAUUGAACAGGAGUUUGCUAAGCUUGGGCUAAGUGAUAAGGAGAUUGAGGAUGUGAACAAAGCGGCCUCAUCACAAAUGGGCACCAUUGCUCUUAAGUUCUUCCUCUUAAUUCUAGAAAAGGUGAGGAUGAAGGAGUCUUUAACGAAAAAAAGAGAUCUAUUGGCGCAACUCUUGAGUACCAAUUUCGAUGCUAUCUCCUCUGAGCAAGGCAAAUAUCAGGAGAUUUUAGAAGACAUAAGAAGGGAUACGGAGUACAUUCAGGAGAUACCAAAAUGGCAAAUAGAGAUGCAGAAGCGUUUGGAGAUGCUGAAGCAAAUGAGAAAGCGUCGUGUUGCCGAGUUAAGCGCAUCCUAUCAACAAGAAACUAACCAAUCAGAAGCGUUGGAAAAAAGUCCGACUCUUCCCACUGACGAUGACGAGGGAGGGGAAAAUGCUUAG